AUUAGAGAUGAUACCACUUGUUAGAUAGAUGAUAAUUAAAACACUCUUUUACUUACGUUCUUUCUCCGUCAUGGCUUGCUUCCAGUAGAAGAACGUCUUCUUCGGUUUGGCAGUCUGGAUGCAAGCAGGGCGUGUUGCUGCCACACGAAGAACAAUUUCUGGUGACGAGGUCACCUGACUUCUGUUAGAGAAAACCUUAAAAAUGCACAAGUAAUAAAGAACAGAGCUGCUGGAAUUCUGGGAGCUGACGGAGAAUGGCGGCAGAAUGUGGAAAGUGGAGGAAAUGCCAGGAGACUUCGGUCACGACUUUUACAAUGAUGGAGUUACGAAGUACUUUGUAACGUCCUUUGAGCUGUGUAUAAAGAGACAGGUGGUCGACCUGUUGGCAGAGGGUUACUCCUCGGAUCAGCUGGAUGCCCAGCCUGUCGUCACAGUGGAAGACUGGUACAGCGGCAGGACGGACUGUGGCUGCACCUAUCAGAUGACUGCAAGUCUUCUGGACGAGAAUCAUGAGGUCAUACAGGAGUUCAAACCUGAGCCGGUGACCCUGGACCCUGAAUGUGAUGACUGCUCAUGGAAAAAGGUCCACCAUUCGUUUUCAGACUAUGGUCCAGGACUUCGUUUUGUCUGCUUUGAGCAUGGAGGGCAGGAUACCAGGUUCUGGGAUGGCUGGUAUGGAGUCCGAGUCACUGGGAGCUCUGUGUCUAUCGAAGUGUAACAAGUAGGGAAAACAAGAGGAGGAGAAAGGAAUCGAGGAUAGUAAAAAUAAGAAUAAUAAAGUAAAAAUGGAAA
This is a messenger RNA of Melanotaenia boesemani (Boeseman's rainbowfish), 792 nucleotides long. It is a transcript of the gene fbxo2, whose product is annotated as F-box protein 2. Bases 266 to 718 code for a protein of 150 amino acids. NCBI's taxonomy places the organism in Eukaryota, Metazoa, Chordata, Actinopteri, Atheriniformes, Melanotaeniidae. Gene Ontology annotation, biological process: SCF-dependent proteasomal ubiquitin-dependent protein catabolic process; glycoprotein catabolic process. Gene Ontology annotation, cellular component: SCF ubiquitin ligase complex; cytoplasm. The record is from RefSeq and is a predicted model, not a curated record. Gene Ontology annotation, molecular function: ubiquitin protein ligase activity. The transcript is spliced from 5 exons.